This is a messenger RNA of Ciona intestinalis (vase tunicate), 2024 nucleotides long. RefSeq names its product purine nucleoside phosphorylase LACC1-like. Lineage: Eukaryota; Metazoa; Chordata; Ascidiacea; Phlebobranchia; Cionidae. Gene Ontology annotation, molecular function: copper ion binding. The record is from RefSeq and is a predicted model, not a curated record.
AUGUGAGGGAUUUAAUGUUAAGGUAAAUGUGAUAUUUGUAACAUUCCUGUGCUGGGUAUUUGUGAAAGAAGAAUUUUAAACCAAGUCAAAAUUUAAAGAUGAAUGAGAAGAAGAUUCUGUUAUUAUCAAAAUUAUCGAACCAAGUUUGUUUAUAAUGAACACAGGUUGACUUGCUCAUACACUAACAUAAGAUACAUUAUAAUCAUAUUGCAAAACUAGUAACAUAACAAGUAACAACUAGUUUUCCGUACUUAGUAUCUCUCAAGCGGGCAUGAGAUGUGUAAAAUAAAACACCUGUGUUAUACCUUCAGUUACCCUACCACAUGAUUAUAGGUAAUUGAUUUAUUUUUGUAGUUAUACUAGUUCAUUUUUAUAUUAGUUCAGGGAGUAGGUUAAUAUAUACUUGACAUCUGCUUUACCACAUAAUUUAACCUUGCAUUCUUAUUACAGUAUAUUUGCUGAAUUUCCAGAAACAAUGUGUUUGAGUAUUUAUUUACUUUUUACCUUUAUUUUCUUGUAAAUCUAAAUAAAUAAGAUUUUUAACUGAACAUAUAAACCAUGAAUAACAAUGUCAUUGCUGUUCUGGGUAAGUUUGACAUGGGAGAUUUGGAAGCUGUUUUCUGUGAUUUCCAAGUAAAAUGGAGUGAGGACUUUCCAGAGACCAAGCCAGGAUUUUUUCUGACUUACUUUCACGGCGAUGUUCAAUCUAAUUUACUCAUCAAACAUUUCAACUGCGAUGUUCAUAUUCUGAAAUACUGGUGCCAGUCUAAUGAAUGUAAUGAUGAAUCAUUGGUUCAUUCAAUCUAUUCUUUAAAAGCAGCUAUUGACAAGCCAAAGUGUUCAUCAGGUAUGCUGCUGGUACCACCCAAUCUGUUCGAUCAAUGUAGGGAUAUUGCUUAUGUGCUUUUCACAUCAAUCUAUCAGAUAAAAGUAAAAUCUUGUUCUUAUCUUGAAUGGGAUAUUGUCCAACUGGGGAAAGAAACCAAUAUUCAAGACCAUAUUGUAAACUAUCUCUCCCAGCUAAAAACUUCAGAUGAAAUAAAGUUUUUACAAUCAAGUUUGGUCCCAUCACAGUUUUAUCAUGGAUAUUCACUCCGGUAUGGAGGGUUGUCAACUUUUUCUGACCAUGCUUCACUCAAUAUGUGUUUUUCUUCACGUAAGAAAGACUGCAAGGAAGUGGUUAACGAAAAUCGGAUCCGACUGGCAAAAGCUGGUAAAAAAAAAAAAAAAGCUGGUGGAACGAAACCCAAAGAUUUGUUAGUUACAGUUGGUCCUUCACUUGGUGUGUGUUGCUGUGAAUUUGGCAUUGAAGGUUCAAAUCAGUUUCUAUCUAUCGACAAAGCUUGUGUUGUGUGGAAAGAAAAUCACCCAAAGCCCUUUCUUAAUUUAAGGUUGGCUGCUUCUAUCUUGCUAGUUAAAGAAGGUAUUCCAAAAUCUAAUAUAGAUGAUGGAACAUCUGAUGGAUCUGCUCUUGCUACUUGCACGAAAUGUGAUCCUGAUCGAAAGUUGUUUUCGUUUCGUCGUGAUGGACCUCAGUUUGGAAAUCAAGUUGGGUUUAUUGGAAUGAAAUAGAGCCAACGUUAUAAAUGCAGCUUAGUUUGUACUUUGUUGAAACAAUAGGCUAUUGUAUUUGUUUAUUAAUCCACUAAUGCUAUGUGGACAGUACAUUUAUGUAUCAUUAUACAAGCAUUUUAAUUUGAUUUUAAAGCUUUUAUGUUUUUAUUCACUUUGAAUUUUGGAUCCAUUUACACAGUUAGAUGUAAAUAAAAUGUAAUUAUUAAUAAUUAUUAUUGUAUCUCGUUUUACAAAUAUAUUUCCAUUGUUUGUUGUUAAUAUUAUUCUUUUUAUAUAUUAUUUUGUUAUGAUGCUAUUUAUACUUUUAAGUUUAAGUUUACAAUAAUACGGUUUCAGGUUUGCUGUUUAUAAGUUCUGUGUUUGUGUCAUUCAUAUUUGUAGUUGUCAUUUUAUGUUUAAUUGCUUUUAGUUGCUUAAAAUAUAUGUUUUAUAUAAUGUAACUUUUCAUG